This is a messenger RNA of Zasmidium cellare ATCC 36951, 591 nucleotides long. RefSeq lists its product as uncharacterized. The transcript is spliced from 2 exons. Bases 1 to 591 code for a protein of 196 amino acids. Lineage: Eukaryota; Fungi; Ascomycota; Dothideomycetes; Mycosphaerellales; Mycosphaerellaceae. The record is from RefSeq and is a predicted model, not a curated record.
AUGAAGUUCCUCCCACUCAUCCUCGCAUUCGCGGCCAUCACCACUGCCCAGCUCAACACAACCCAAUCGUACAAGCUCAAGACCAAAGUCAAAGGCCGUCCACCAGGAAAAGACGCCUUCAACAACCUCUACCUCCAAAGCUACCACACAGGCGCCGGCAUCAGCGACGUAAGCCUCACCACCAACGCCACCGCCGGAAUCAAAGGCUUCCUCAAAAUCACAAACAUAACCACGCCCGACUCCUACGACGGCCACGUCUACAACCAAGUCUUCGAUCUGGGCAACGAAUUCCCCUGGGGUCUCGUCAUGGUCCCCUACGACACGUUCUACACCCAGUGGCAGCCCGUCGAAAUCAACGCCGGAGCCGUGGGUUCGGGGUAUACGGUUUCGGGGUUCUUCAUCAAUGAGACGGGGCUGCAGUGGACGAGCAGCCCGGGUGCGAUUGGUAGUGCCAGUGAUUCGUUUGGGGGUUGGUUUGUGUGUGAUUGGUGGCAUGGGACGUUGCAGUUGUUUUUUAGGCUGUAUCCGUCUAGACGUGGGGUGACUCCGUGUAGCUGUGCGGAUGUGUAUCUCGUGCCUGAGUAUAUCUGA